This is a messenger RNA of Lodderomyces margitis, 2412 nucleotides long. RefSeq names its product oligopeptide transporter (gene OPT1). Lineage: Eukaryota; Fungi; Ascomycota; Pichiomycetes; Serinales; Debaryomycetaceae. The record is from RefSeq and is a predicted model, not a curated record. The coding region runs from base 1 to 2412 and encodes 803 amino acids. Gene Ontology annotation, molecular function: oligopeptide transmembrane transporter activity. The transcript has a single exon. Gene Ontology annotation, biological process: transmembrane transport.
AUGGACAAGAUCAAAAGUAUAUUGAGCCGUAGUGGACAUGCCAUCGAAAACGAGCUUGGGCAAGAGCACGCCAACCACGACUUGAAUGAAAAAGCAGCUGAUAUUGUAUCCCAACAAAUCGUUAAUGACGAUUUUGAAGCCGAUAGGAAAGUUCCCGAUUUGGAUCUAGUGGUGUCCAAAUCACAAGAGUUUGAUCCCGUUACAUCGCGUUUGGUUGAUGAAAUCAUUGGUGAUGAUUAUGCUGGUGUUCAUGUUGAAGAUGACUCACCUUAUCCUGAAGUUAGAGCUGCAGUCCCUAGCUCAGAUGAUUACGAUAUGCCACAAGCUACCAUCAGAGGUUGGACUAUAGGAUUGAUCUUGACAACUAUUGGAUCUGCCAUGAAUAUGUACUUUUCCCUUCACUCGCCAACAAUCACUAUUACUACCUUGGUCACUUCUAUUUUGGCUUACCCCAUUGGAAGAUUCUGGGCUUGGUGUGUACCAAAAAAUUGGAAGAUAUUUGGUCUUCCUUUAAACCCUGGCCCUUUUAAUAUUAAAGAACACGCAGUGAUUACUAUCAUGGCAAAUGCUUCCUUCAACAGUGGUCCCGCUUAUUCCACUGACAUCUUGGUAUCUAUGAAUAAGUUUUACAAUAUCGACUUUGGUAUUGGGUUUGCUCUUGUUUGUACCCUUGCCACUAAUAUGAUUGGGUUUUCAAUGGGUGGGUUGAUUAGGCGAGCUGUUGUUGACAGUCCAUCGGCUAUUUGGCCCCAAAACUUGGUUACAAGUACUUUUUUAACCAACAUGCACAUUAAUGAAAAUCAUCCAGCUAAUGGUUGGAAGAUAUCUCGUCUUGCAUUUUUCUUGACUGUGUUUACCCUGGGGUUCUUCUACUACUGGUUCCCCGGUUACAUCUUUACUGCAUUGUCCAACUUCUCAUGGAUCACUUGGAUUAGACCAAAUAAUGUCACUAUUAAUCAAAUAUUUGGAUCAAGUUCAGGUUUGGGAAUGUUUCCUAACUCCUUUUCAUUAGAUUGGAAUCAAAUUGCUGGUUAUAUCGGUUCACCAUUGAUUCCACCCGCUAGUACUAUUGGUACGAUUUUCUUUUCAAUGGUGAUCAUUUUCUGGGUUAUUGUUCCUGCCAUUUCAUUUACCAACACAUGGUAUGGUGAUUACGUGCCAAUCUCAUCGUCUGGAUCUUUUGAUAGAAAACAACAGACAUACCAGGUCAGUAAAAUCGUUGACUCAAAAACAUUGACAUUUAAAAAAGACGAAUAUGAAAAGUACUCACCAUUGUUUUUAUCAACCACAUUUGCCAUCUCCUACGGUUUAUCUUUUGCUUCCAUUUUGGCAACAAUAAUCCACACCGUUUUAUUCCACGGACAAGAGAUUAUUGAUCAGUUCAAACUUAAAGAGAAGCCAGAUGUUCACAAUAGGUUGAUGGCCCGUUACAAGAGAGUUCCAGAAUGGUGGUUUCUACUUUCAUUCUUGGUCUUUUUCGGAAUGUCAAUCGCUACGGUUAGAGCUUGGGAAACGGAAAUGCCUGUUUGGGCUUUGAUUGUAGCAAUUCUCAUUGCUAUAGUCUUCUUGCUUCCGGUUUCUGUUAUCUACGCAAGAACCAACAUUAGUGUUGGUUUGAAUGUUGUUACUGAAUUCAUUGUCGGUUAUAUGCUUCCAGGUAAGCCAAUUGCCAUGAUGUUUUUCAAAACUUUUGGUUACAUCACCAACAAUCAAGCAGUCACUUUUGCUCAGGACAUGAAAUUGGGUCACUACAUGAAAAUCUCUCCAUACAACAUGUUCUUUUCUCAAUUCACGGCUGCUAUCUGGUCCUGUUUUGUUCAAAUUGGUGUUAUGAGAUGGGCCUACGGUGCAAUCGAUGGGUUAUGUGAAGCUGACCAGCCAUCCAAGUUCACCUGUCCCGGAGCUAAGGUUUUUUUCAAUGCCUCAAUUAUUUGGGGAGUCAUUGGUCCACAACGUCAAUUCUCCCACGGUCAAUUGUACUACGGAACAUUGUUUUUCUUCAUCAUCGGUGCUGUUCUCCCCAUUAUCAAUUGGUUGAUCUUGCGUAAAUACCCAAACAGCGUCGUUAAAUACUUGCACUGGCCCGUGUUUUUCUCCGGUACCGGAUUAAUCCCACCAGCAACUCCAUUCAACUAUACGUCAUACUGUUUUGUUGGAUUACUUUUUGGUUGGUGUAUCAAAAGAAAGUUUUUCCACUGGUGGACCAAGUACAAUUAUUCCUUGUCUGCUGGAUUGGAUGUCGGCUUGGCCUGGAGCCUUUUGAUUAUUUCGUUGGCCAUGGGUUUGACACAAACUGAUUUCCCAAGCUGGUGGGGAAACGAUGUCGUUAAUGGUACGCUUGACACUGGUGUUACGCAGAAUAUUAGAAAGUUGUUGAAAGAUGGAGAGACCUUCGGACCAUCUACUUGGUAA